AUGCCGACAAACGUCGUCCUCCUCAGUUUGGUAAUAAUUUGUCUCUUCCACUUGGGGUACGUCUUCAUAGAAAGUUUUCCAAUGAUGAUGACAGCCAUCUGUUUUCUUUUUGAUUGAACCUAGUAUCCAGCAAGCAGUCAAAAUCUGCUUUUUAUUUUAAUGCCAGUUUCUGUGGAAAUAGCCCUUUAGAAAGCAUGAGCAAUUUACGUAGUGGAAGUAGGCCAAUUGCGAUACGUAGAACCACUCAGAUUAGGAAGAAAAGCGGUAGAAGUAGGGUUUUCCACAAUGUCUGUUGUCUCUCUACAUACCCUUUCACCGAACAUGAGUUGUCAUAAAUAGUUCUGGAAUAAAAUAUCAAUUGUUGAUAAUUUUUAUCGGUUGAAACCCGCCGAGUAUGAAAGUUCGGUCAGUCUUUCCAUGAGCAGAAUGUUCUAGCUGCCAGCAUCCGGUGAGCAACACAAAUCGGCCUUAAUGCGGCAAGCAAUUUAAUUAGAAAAUAAAAUAAUGCUACAAGCAAGUGCUUUUAAAUUGUAGUCAAGAUGCAAAUUAAAUGCCCGGAUUCAUUGUCCGAAUAUAAAUGUUUUCUUAAAAAACGACAAAAUUCUGAGCAUGAUAAAAUGAUUCUGGUAUUGUCCUUAGUGACUUGUGAUCACGGUAGCUCGGAAAUGUAGUCAAUUGUAAUUAUUGUUAGACGUGAUGUAGAUACUGGGAUAUUCACCUCCAAUUCUUUCCAAACAUGAGUUAAUAUGGGAUUUACGAAAAGGGUUUUAUGUCAGAAGCGUUGUUUUCCAGAUGUGGAAACAAAUUAUGUGAUUGGAGUAAACGUCUGAUUCCGAAGAAUGCUACCGGGAGCAUUACACUGGAAGUUCCGAUUGAGACCAGUUAUUGGGUACGUUAAUCAUAUUAAAUGCUAUUUUUGUUUCAUAUUUUAUGGCAACAUAUCUUUGAAGACGCAAUUUUGAUGGGCCACUGCCUAAUAAUUCGCAUAAGAAUUUAAUUAAGGUUGUUUUUGUGUGUUAAAGAGUGGAUAUCUGGGAAUUGGAAAAUUCUGGACAUAUAUUUGGGCAAGAGGAUGGUGUUCGUACAAGGAAGGUUACUUUCGCUGCCCCUACACAAAACGUAUGACCAUACAAGACCUUUAAAUUUCAUAAUUGCCAUUAUUUGCAUGAUAAUGCCCUUAGUCUAUUUCCUAGUUAAUCUGCAUUCACACCGAAGCAUAAAAUGCCAAAAUCUACUUGCUCUUUUGAAUAUUUUUAUCUUACUCGCAUUCUUGACUUACAAACUUCACAAUUCCCUGCACUGCCACGAAUGAAGUUGUUGUUUCAUGCUUCUGAUUAAGACGAAGACUAUGAUGCAACUGCCCUAACUUUUUCGAAUGCCGAGAAACUCUCCUACGUUAUGCUGAACAGCGAAUAUCCCAUAACAAUUCACAAGCCGCAGGAUGAAAGCAUUCGUACGUUAAACCAUGUCCUAGUUAAACAUAGUGCUACUUUCUUGCAAACUGUUCAAGCUCUGCCGGUACAGAAGGCAGUCAGUAAGCUUUUUCUUAAAACAAUUAAUUUUAGCUGGCUUUUAUGUGAAUGAGGGCACGGCAUUAGACAUCUGCACAGAUAACAUCACUGUUAGACUGCUAUGGGCGUUCAAUGGCAACGAAUCGGACCUACAGGAUGUGAGAUAUGCAUAAAUUAUUUCUAGCCUUUCUCAUCAGAAUGCUGUAGGAAAUAUUCGCCUAAUAUUUUUUUGUAUUUAAAGAUUAGUUGCUACACGUCCAAGAAGAAUAUUUGCUCUGGAUUGCGACCCGUUAGCUGGCCAUCGGAUGGCAGAUGUGGUAGGUGGCCUUCCCAUUGACUGCUCUUUAUCCUUCAUGCGGCGUUUAUAUCAAAAGCUAUCUCUAAAAUAAUUUCUAACACAAAUUUGUCCAUAUUUAAUUUCCAAGGAAAAUAGUGCGCGAACUUGUAGUAAAUCUCUUAGAACAGACCUUUUCGGCGCGGUCCGAAAUCUGUUAUGUAUAUUUGAGCUGACAUCCAUCAGCUUCUGCUAAAUAACCGUGUAAUAUUCAUAAAUCGCUAACAGUCAGUCAGCGGUAUAUUAUUAUGUAAUCAUUUUACCGUAAUAAAAACGUAAGUAUUAGUUAAAAACCUAGAAACGCGUGUUUUGCCGACAUUGUGCUGUUGCCUGACGGAGUUACGAGUGGCUCGACUCAUCUGUGGAUCCCCCAGCGUUCUCCGUGCGUUUUCUGGAAAUAUGAACUCCAGUUUCCGAUUUCGGACCGUUCCUGAAAAGGCCUAUUAUGAGAGACUAGCUCCGACUUCGCGCAUUACCUUCCACGGAAAUUAAACAAUUGAAGUUUAAACUGGAGUUCAUAUAGCAGAAUACACACGGGGAAGCUAGGAGACCGACUGAUGAGCCGCAGUUGCAUAAGGUAGCAGCACGGGAUUGACAAAACACGCGUGUCAGGGCUCUUAAGUAACUGGCCGUUAAGUGUUACUUACAGAAGAGGGAAGCCCCGGAUGUACUGAGUGUUCCACAAAAGACUUGCUCAGAACUAAUGUAGACACUCCCUUAGAUAAUGAAUUAGUAAACGGAAAGUUGAAGCAGAUUCACGAGCCUUCACAAUCCUAAGGUUUUUUUAUCGACAUCUGACCCACCACGUUGAAAAAGCUAAAUGAGACAGCUAUUGUGUGAUUGAAUAUGCAGGUUAGUCGUCAGAUACAUUCGCCUGGUGAUUCUUUAUCUAUUAAAAGUCAUCCAGUGACUACAUACCAAAAAACUGUAGACAAACUUCGGAAUUAUUGAAUCUUAAAUUCUUCUCGUCUUCCCUGAUAUGAUACCGGAGUUAAAACAUAUAUCUAACAUUUUCCUCUUUGAAUAUCAUUUAGGCUACUUUAUAGAUGAUGGUCGUUUAACAGUCGGAUAUGAUGUACGGAACAGAAAUGCAACAAAGAGUUUCUACUACUGUUACGCAGACAAGCAGAAGACUAGGGCGCUGACCUACAUUAUUGAUUGGAGAUGUUGGUCACUCACGUCGCUGGUGUAAUGUCUGUGCAAUGUUAAUGCGUUUUUGAAAUUCCGCAUGCAGACGUAGUUGCUGAGUUUAAUUGUAAAACAUUUUUUCUUACUGCAGGUUUUUCUAAAAGUAACCCCCGACCAGUCAUCACUACGCAAAUGCCGCAACCAAAAGCCACUUCGGGGGCAAGGAAAUUAGUAGGUGCGUCGGAGCUGAAGUUGCAAAUUAAUGUCGCUUUUUAAUUCGAAAAUUCUCGCAUAGCGACAAUACUACCCAGAAGAAAAUGAGCUUUCUCGUUCUUAAAACUCUGAAAGUUCCCUUAUUUGCCCACUUCCUCACAGCGUGGAGGAGCGGUGCUUUCAGUUUUCUGCUUCUAGACAAAUGUGCAGGUAACUAAGAAAGUAUUUGUCGAGUAUGUGGAUAAGUGUCGAGAACACAAUCGCCCUUGUAUUGGUCUUGGAUGGAUUCGCCGAAAUAUGGCAGGAAAAUUGCAACUGCAGUGACAGAGUCCUAUGCCAAAACCCAUUGGGCCAUUAAAAACCUUAACAAUGUGCCCUUUUUAACAAUGCAGCUAAGAUUAUUUAAAUGUGAAAGUUUUAGAAAUCAAAUUUCAGCUUGUAUUUUUCCUUCUGUCUGUAGUGUGUGCCAUACUGUUUAACGUCUGGGUGUUCAUGGUGUAA
This is a messenger RNA of Spirometra erinaceieuropaei, 3687 nucleotides long. The record is from the annotation of a GenBank genome assembly. NCBI's taxonomy places the organism in Eukaryota, Metazoa, Platyhelminthes, Cestoda, Diphyllobothriidea, Diphyllobothriidae.